Molecule: messenger RNA, 2244 nt
Organism: Paramacrobiotus metropolitanus
Lineage: Eukaryota; Metazoa; Tardigrada; Eutardigrada; Parachela; Macrobiotidae
Product: kelch-like protein 3
Exons: 6
Coding region: 279-2012 (577 amino acids)
Molecular function (GO): protein binding
Source: RefSeq, a predicted model, not a curated record
AACAGAAUUAUCAAAACUUUGAGUUUUUCUUUUGGAGUUCAGUUGCAGUUCAUACUUCACGUUAUAAAAUGUGAUCCCGAUCUGUGCACGGUGCACCAACAAUUGCUCUAAGAACUACUUAAAAAAAAAUUCCUGACUGGUGUCAGUACUGGCUGUCCCAUUCAUUUAGCUCCGUUCUCGGGCUAUUCACGGCUUGUCAGUUGUAAUUACAUGUUUAGUGUUUCCAGUAUACCGUGUAUAGAAGUACUGUAAAGUUUUCCGUCCUUGUUCCCCACACAAUGGCGCAAUCUAGCAGUUCAACAGAUCCUCUGCCUCAUGAUUGUCCGGCUGACACUGUAGAGUUUCUGCGCGGACUGCGUGAUCUGCAGUCGCGAGGGAUCCUCUGCGAUGUUGAGCUGAAGGGGAGCGAUUGCGAAGAAUCGUCGAAGGGAAUUGCCUGUCAUCGGAAUGUCGUGGCCGUGCACAGCGCCUACUUUUCUUCCGCCUUCACGCACGACUGGAAAGAAUCAGCACAGCCAGUGAUCCAGCUGCGUGACAUCGACUGUCGCACGUUAAACGAGUUGGUCACGUACGCUUACACCAUGGAUCUGCACCUCAACCACGACAACGUGGAGUCCAUCUUGAUUGGGGCGCAGUUCCUACAGAUGACUCUCGUGGCCAGCAUUUGUUGGGAGUUCGUGGAGAAGCGCCUGUGCCUGUCCAACUGUCUGCCCGUCCACGCUCUGGCUUCUCAACACCACAAUCCCGUUCUGGCCGGCGCAGCACUGGCUUUAAUUAUUCCAAACUUCCUCUGUGUGGCGCAGACCCAUGAGUUUCUGCAGAUGGACGCGCAACAGCUGAUUGUGCUGAUCGCAUUGGAUGAAGUGGAGGUGUUCAGUGAAGAUCAAGUGUUGGAGGCAGUGCUGCUCUGGCUAAAUUACGACCGUCCCGGACGACUAGCGCACGUGCCCGCUGUUCUGCAGAACGUCCGCACUUCCUUUCUGAGCGCCGAGUCUCGGAAGGUGUACUCGGCGACACUUAUCAGUGCAGGAGCGCCGUGCGAGGCCGCAAUGGUGGACCUAGAAGUCCCCGCCGCCAAAAAGCAGAAAACUGCACCACGCCAUUCAUGCGGGGCGCAUGAAGUGAUCGUCUGCGUGGGAGGACACGAUUCGGAUGGAAGUGCCGUGGAGAUUUUCAGUCCAUCGCUGCCGGCCGUAUGGUGCCUGGAAGAGCUGCCCUUUCUCGAUGAUUGUUGCCGCGCAGUGCUGCUGGACGCCAGUACGAUUUUCAUUUCCCACGCUGAAGGACCCCAUAUCGUUAAGCGCGACAGCCACUACAUGGGCCUUCGAAACGAGUGCCUCAAGGUGGCCCCAAUGCUGACACCGCGCCGACUGGAGGGCCUUGUCGCGCUAAAUGGGCGCGUUUACUCCGCCGGUGGCUACAGUACUAGAGGCCCACACCCUCCACCUCCACUGACAUCCAUGGAAGCGUACAAUCCUGAAAGCAAUUCCUGGAGUGCAGUCGCCCCGCUGCCCAAUGCUCUGGUCCGUCCGGUGAUGGUGGCUUGCGACGGUCGAUUUUAUGUGUUUGGCGGGAUCAUCGCUGGAGGCGGUAGGAGUAAGUGUGCUUUCUCAUACGACCCCGCUGCCGAUACGUGGACCAGACUGUCCGACAUGCCGACCGCGCGCAGCGACUGCGUUGGCUGUGUGGCGCCCAGCGGAUUAAUCUUUGUUAUCGGUGGUAAAGCGGCUGAGGGUUACUCUAGGCGCGUGGAUGCGUACGAUUGUGCCGCCGAUCAGUGGGUGAGGAAAGCUGAUCUGGUCCGAUACCGCUCGUAUCCCGGAUGCGCUUGCUUGGAUGGGAAAGUCUAUGUUCUUAGAGGGGAUGCACAGUGGGAAGGGGACGGUGACAGCCGCAUCGAGGUGUACGACGAAGAGACCCACAGCUGGGCCCUGCACGCGUGUCAACUGCAAGUGGACAAGUUUGGCUUUAGCUGUGUGACCUGUGUCGUAAUGAAGUUGAAACACGGCUGAAUGGAGAAGCGGCAAGGGCAUAAUUGACGCGUUUAAGUUAACGCUUCUUAAGAAUAUGCUGGCGUUUUUGUUGUAAACUUAUGUCGGUCAAGGGAUUUUCGGAACUUUCGGCUGGCUUCCGCUCGGUUUAAAAUAAAGCGCUUAACAAGAGCGAGGCUGGAAACUGAAAAGUAAAACGAUCUUCGACUUGAAAGCCCGUUCGGAAAGAAGCGUGGUCACUCCGACCCACUGG